AUGAGUCAAUAUUUGAACGAAAAUCGAAAGAUAACAAAGAGUUUGUACUACGAAAAGGCAUUCAUUUUCAUCUCUACCUUAGCAGGUCUCCAUGUGGAGACUCACUUCAUAGAAAAUCUCCUGGUCGUCUUCGUGUGAAGAAAGAAGGAAUGUCAGACACAGUAAAACUUGAUAAUCUACCACAAAGUGGCUCCACAGAGCAUCACGGUUUUACGUGUACAAUGUCAUGCAGUGAUAAACUCCUCCGUUGGAAUGUGUUAGGUAUUCAAGGAGCUUUGCUGAGUAACUUCAUCUCUCCCAUCUACUGCAAGAGUAUUAUUAUUGGUGAUCAGUUCCAACGUGAGCGCAUGAAGCGUGCCGUGUCUGAGAGACUAUCUGAUAAAUCAGGUAGUCUGCAACCCCAAUUAUACGAUGCCACUAGGCUGGAAGCCCAAAAGGCCAUUCGUGCGCAACUCUCAAGAAACAAACGACGAAAAGCUUCUAAAUGGAGUGUCAACUGGGUGAAAGGUAUUGAUUCUGAAAUAGUCCGAGGAGGAACGGGUAAACAGUUUGCUGUAGAAAUGUCUCGCCUUUGUAAAUACAAACUAGCAGAACAGUUUGUACAAGUAUGGAAAAAAGUUCACGGAACAGCCCAAGAUUCAAUUCCCAAGACAUACAAAGAAGCUAAGCAGAAAGCUGUGAUGUAUCAACGUGUCAAUAGUGACAUGCACAGACGGUUAGAGCUUAAGUAUGGCACAUGGAUUCAUAAACCAGGUCAAUGUGAUUCAUUCAAACUCAUUUAGUGUCAUGACUUGUAUUGCUUUAAUUGACACUUCAGCCUCAUUUGCACAUACCUUUCUCGCGUGACACUUUUCAGUAUAUUAUUAUUAGCUGUAUAUAUACUAUAGCCAAUAUCUAUAACACAGUUUACUUGAAUUUGAAUAAUUGUGUAGCCUAGGCUUUCUAGGCUCGAG
Messenger RNA from Corticium candelabrum, 953 nucleotides. RefSeq names its product double-stranded RNA-specific editase 1-like. Gene Ontology annotation, cellular component: cytoplasm; nucleolus. NCBI's taxonomy places the organism in Eukaryota, Metazoa, Porifera, Homoscleromorpha, Homosclerophorida, Plakinidae. The coding region runs from base 150 to 782 and encodes 210 amino acids. Gene Ontology annotation, biological process: RNA processing; adenosine to inosine editing. Gene Ontology annotation, molecular function: tRNA-specific adenosine deaminase activity; double-stranded RNA adenosine deaminase activity; double-stranded RNA binding. The transcript is spliced from 2 exons. The record is from RefSeq and is a predicted model, not a curated record.